CAGAUCUUAGUGCCCCAAAGACUGGGCUUUGAUCUGAUGGCUCGAAGGAGAGUACCGAAGAUAUUCUCGUUCCUUUUCUUCACCGUGGUGGAUGCCACGCUGACAGCCAACUCAGAUACAGGUGCAUCCACCUUUUGCUUCAGCGUGGUUCGGCCAGGUGAUGAGGCAAAGCUCUUGGCACAGCAAUUCUUCGAAGGCAUCGGCAUCUUUGGCUGUGACGAGUAUAUGAUCUUCAGCAGUAUCCCAGCGGAGGAAUUCUUUCAGCCUGCUCAGUGGGGUAUUAAAAAGUGGCCACAGGUUGGUCCAAUCGUGCACGUGGUGCCCGAAUGGGAUCAGUCGUCAUGGGAGCCUGAUGUGCGCACCAUGAAUAAGGUCUGGGAGCAAGUUAUAGCGGUUGGCCUGUAUCAGCAGUACGAUUGGACGUUGAAGAUGGACGCAGAGGUUGCAUUUCUAUCUCCUCGACUCAAAGAUGUAUUGACUCCGCAUUGCUCUACUCUUGGUUGCGAAGCAAUCUUUCUGGCAACUGGCAACGGGAAGAUGUUCCGUCAGGUUCAUGCCCUGACCCAAGCUGCCGUGACACAGAUGGGGCAAAAUACGCAUUCCUGCAAAGAACAGGUGGCUGAUACGUCCCAGGAAAGCUACCUUCUAGACUGCUUGACCUUGAGCGGUGCCAGAGCAAUAAAGGAGCCCAAACUCCUUGCGGAUUUCACGCACGCAACCGUCGCUGUCGUUUGCAAUACCAGUACUGGCAGCUUUUAUCGCUUCCCAUCGUGGGGCCAGUACAUGUCCUGCAUGGGUCAGGCCGGCUAUUCAGUGAUUCCGAAGUCUCCAUCCAAUCCAGCCAAGGUGUCAUGGACGCGUGAUGUCUUGAUGAAAGGUGGUUACCUGAGACCCACGAUCUACUGUUGGGCGCUGGUGCAAAAUGCGGGGGAGGAGCCAGAGCUGAUGGACUGGCAGCGGGAACGAGGCCUCGGAAUUUUCGCCUGUGAUGGCUGGAUGGUGGUCAGCAAUGUCUCUGCUGUGGAGGUCCUUCAGGGACAGGCAUGGCACACGAAUGUGACCAUCAUCAACCAGCCCACCACAGUUGCAAAGACCUUUGUCAGCAAAAACGGUGGCAUAGUCCCGAUCAUCCCAAACGCUCGGGUAUUUGAAAAGGCAUGGCAGGCAGUUUUCCAGAAAGGCCAUUUUCGUGAUUACGAUUGGACCGUGAAACUUGAUGUCAGUGUGGCUGUUGUCCCUGAACGCUUGCGAGCAGUCUUAAAGUCUCGAUGUCCACACGAUGACUGUGGUAAGAAACUGCUUCAGACUUUCGGAAAGGAUUUGGAGGGCCCAGUUGAAGCCCUCAGCAACGCAGCGGCAACAUCUUUGGCAGCAGGCCUUGGCCAGUGUAGCAGUGGACCUGACUGGGACAAGCAGCCGGAGAACGAGUGGCUUGCCGCUUGUACGAGUACACUUGGGAUAACUGCUAUGAGCACACCUGCGCUGCUUUCCAGCUUCCACCAGGAAACGCCCCGGCCAUGCGACACGGUGCAUGCGAGCUUUCACCCGUUUCCGCAAGCAGAUGAGCAAGAGACCUGCUUGGAACAGACUGGCUACUACUAUAUCCAAGCCCCGGCCACAACCACCUGGACAACAACAAGGACAACAACCUCAAGAACGUCGACAAGUUCCACUGCAACAACCUCAACUUGGACUUCCACCGUUGCAAAAGUUGCGCCAAACAGCAUCUUCAUCUGGGAAAGACGGUCCUGGCAGAGACUACUGCCAGUCUGGGUCAUCACUAUGGAGAAUGAGCACCAGGGCAUCCCUUUUGCGAUUGGAUUGGUGGCUGGCAUUUCCUUGCUGAUUAGCAUCCCUGUGUAUGGUCUGUGCUGCAGGAGGCCAAUGCAACCAGCGAGAUCUCGUGCUGAAGAGCUUGUUGAGGAUCCAGGUGAUCCUCUGAUACAAGGUGGCUCAGGUGGCGAAAGGAGCCCAUAGGAGCUGAAAAGAAGCUGAAGGAGAGGAACAAUUUGGAUAUAUUUGGAUGAUUUCAGAUGAAUAUUUGGAUAUAUUUAUCCCAUAUUUGGAUGAUUUCAGAUGAUUUCAGAUGCAUGUGCCAAAACGGCAACGUGAGCUGAGAAAACACUUUUCGCUUUGAACACAGCGAUCAGCUUAUUGGGGACUCCAUCACAAAGGGUGGAAGUCUGCCGUGAGCAAAAGCAGCCUAUCACUAGAAGAUUGAGUAGAGCCCAAACUGGCUUCACGGCUGUAGAUCGAGGCAAAAC
Cladocopium goreaui is the source of this 2264-nucleotide messenger RNA. Lineage: Eukaryota; Dinophyceae; Suessiales; Symbiodiniaceae. The record is from the annotation of a GenBank genome assembly.